AGUCAAAAGAAACGCGACCAGGCGGCGGCGCGUAAGCAGUAUAACAAUGAAUGGCAGAUCGGGUUGAUGAACGCACCGUGCGCUGAUCCUGGGUUCUGCUGUUACGCGUUCUUUUGCGGACAGUGCGCGGCGUACGGGCAGAGAAAACUUCAAAUGGGGCCGGCGUGGCCGUCUCAGUACACGUGCUGCAACGGAGGCACGUGUAUCUCGGGGAGGUGCGGCGAACAAUCGAACCCGGAGCUGUGUCUGUGCUGCGAGGUGGUGUGCUGUUUCCCGAGCGCCAUGGCGACGACGCGUUUCAUGAUUCAAGACGAACAACGCGUGAUGAACACUCAGUGCGACAACUGUCUGAUCGGCUUCAUGUUGCUCACCCAACAAAUUGCGUUUUGCUUGCGUUGCGUCGCGAUGGUGUCGCAAAACCCAGAUAUCGAACGAUUGGCCGACGCCGUGGAUUGCCUGGCGGAUCUCACGUACGCCAGCGUGUGCGCGUGCAUGCUCACGCAACAGCAAGUGCAAAUCAGAUACCGCGAC
Messenger RNA from Ostreococcus lucimarinus CCE9901, 531 nucleotides. RefSeq lists its product with no specific name. The annotation marks the transcript as partial. The transcript has a single exon. Lineage: Eukaryota; Viridiplantae; Chlorophyta; Mamiellophyceae; Mamiellales; Bathycoccaceae. The record is from RefSeq and is a predicted model, not a curated record.